AAGAAAGAAAGACAGAAAGAAAGAAAGAAAGACAGAAAGAAAGAAAGCUGGAGGGUUGAUUUCUCCGAGGAACAUAUCAAAAGAAGAAGAAUUCUGAAAAACUCUGAACUUCUGUCUCGGCUGUCUGUGUCUGGGACUCACAGGUAUGCAAUGCAUCUGGAAUAUGCCUACAUGGAGUCAGACCUGCCUUCGCCCAGGACCUGUGAACCCUGAUAUCCAGAGAUACUGGCAGAGGACCUCACUAUAUUCUGUCUAGAACAUUCCCCCCACCCACCCCCUUGUCUGCUCAUGGCUCCGUCCCUGGCCACAGCAUUCGCCAGGCGGUGGUGGAUGGCGUUGACGGCCAUCAUAGAGAACCUGUUCUUCUCAGCUGUCCUGCUGGGCUGGGGAUCACUACUCAUCAUGCUGAAGUCUGAAGGUUACUACUCCUACAUGUGCAAUGGAGAAGGGAACCACACCUCCUCCCCCAACCUGUCUGUCCCCCGCCCUCCACCAGGGGUCAAUGAUGAAUACAGUGAUUACUACUCAGAGGAGGAGGAGGGUGUGGUGGGGCUGGGGGAUGGAGUAGAGAUGAGGCCUCUGGCUCCCCAGGACCAUUACGGACCCAUGAGGAUGAACGGCUGGCUCAUCUGUCAGGACCAGGAUGAGAUGUUGAACCUGGCCUUCACCGUGGGAUCAUUUCUCCUCUCAGCCAUCACUCUGCCGCUGGGCAUCGUCAUGGACAAAUACGGACCACGAAACCUACGACUACUGGGCAGUGCCUGUUUCUCCUUUUCCUGUCUCCUCAUCUCCUACGGUGCAUACAAUCCUGAUGAGCUGUCUGUACUCAUCUUCAUCGCUCUGACGUUCAACGGCUUCGGAGGCAUGUGCAUGACCUUCACCUCUCUCACGCUCCCUAACAUGUUUGGUAAUCUGCGUUCUACAUUCAUUGCUCUGAUGAUCGGCUCCUAUGCCUCCUCUGCUGUCACCUUCCCUGGAGUCAAGGUGAUCUAUGACCUUGGUGUGACCUUCAUCACCAUCAUGGUUGUCUGGGCAGCCUGUUCUGGCCUCGUCUUCUUUAACUGCUUCUUCAACUGGCCUCUGGAACCCUUCCCUGGCCCCGAGGACAUGGACUACAGUGUGAAGGUAAAGUUCAGUUGGCUGGGUUUUGACCACAAGAUCACAGGGAAGCAGUUUUACAAUCAGGUGACCAAGGUGGGGAAGCGUCUGAGUGUGGGCAACAGUCUGAAACAGAGAGAGCUGGCCACUAAGGAGGGACACAAACUCUGUCUCUCAACCAUGGACCUGGAGGUCAGCAGAAAACCCAAGGAGGAAUCCCAGUCGUUCAUGCAGAGCAUCAGCAGCCCUCUCUUCAUCCUCUCUCUGGUCACCAUGUCCAUCACUCAGCUCCGUCUCAUCUUCUACAUGGGAGCCAUGAACAACAUCCUGGAGGCCCUCAGCGAUGGAGACCUCAACACUGUCAGUCUGUACUCCUCUAUCUUCGGCAUGCUGCAGCUACUGUGUCUGAUGACGACUCCUGUGAUUGGUCAGAUUAUGGACUGGAAGUUGAAGGACUGUGAAGAUGGAGAGGAGGAGAAGGAACCAGCCAGCAAGGAUCAGCCCAAGCGCAGAGACAGACAGAUCCAGAAGGUGACCAAUGCCAUGCGAGCAUUCAUCCUGACCAACGUCCUAUUGGUGGGAUUUGGCAUCACCUGUCUGGUGCCCAACCUCCCUCUGCAGAUCUUGUCAUUUGUCCUCCACACUGUUGUGAGAGGGUUCAUCCACUCUGCUACCGGAGGUCUCUAUGCUGCUGUGUACCCGUCGUCUCAGUUUGGCAGCCUGACGGGGAUGCAGUCUCUGGUGUCUGCUCUGUUUGCUCUGUUCCAGCAGCCGCUCUUCAUGGCCAUGAUGGGCCCUCUGAAGGGAGACCCACUCUGGGUGAAUGUAGGCCUGUUGGGGGUCAGUAUGCUGGGCUUCCUGCUGCCUCUGUACCUGGUGUGUUUCAGACGCACGCUGCACCACCGGAUACAGGACAGAGACCAGGACUCCAAGAUAUACCUCAAGAUCCACGGGUCUGGAAAACCUGAAGGCCUCCUAUAGAGGGGAGAGAGGGGAGAGAGGGAGGAGAGAGGGAGGAGAGACAGAGACCAGGACUCCAAGAUAUACCUCAAGAUCCACGGGUCUGGAAAACCUGAAGGCCUCCUCUAGAGGGGAGAGAGGGGAGAGAGGGAGGAGAGGGAGGAGAGACAGAGACCAGGACUCCAAGAUAUACCUGAAGAUCCACGGGUCUAGCAAA
Molecule: messenger RNA, 2275 nt
Organism: Oncorhynchus gorbuscha (pink salmon)
Lineage: Eukaryota; Metazoa; Chordata; Actinopteri; Salmoniformes; Salmonidae
Product: large neutral amino acids transporter small subunit 4-like
Exons: 13
Coding region: 289-2079 (596 amino acids)
Biological process (GO): transmembrane transport; neutral amino acid transport
Molecular function (GO): neutral L-amino acid transmembrane transporter activity; L-amino acid transmembrane transporter activity
Source: RefSeq, a predicted model, not a curated record